AUGGACCAACAAACCGGCCCGCAGACGGUGUCUGAUCCAACAAGUAUGAAGCCGUCGUUCUACUCGUCGUUCACAGCGUCGAACCCGAUGAGAAGAAGCAGCAGUCAGUACAUGAAUGAUUUGGGAUCCGAGUCCCAUCCUGAACGAGCUACCGAGCAGUACUGGCGCUCGUUGAUUGCAGAGUCCGUCUAUUUUGAAGGACGUGAUGAGCUUUUCGGCCAAAUGAUAGCUAUGGUUUACCAGAACAAGACAACGAAGAAGCUCAGUUGCAUGCUUCUCAGUGUACAUGGACAGACUAUUGUGGAUUCCAUGUCUUUGACUAAAAACUCCAAAUAUUAUCCUGCAGUUGAGAACCUCAGCAGAGACUGUCGCAAAAGCAAUGUGAGAAGAGCACUGGCUGUGGCUAUACUGCGAACGUACGCAAAAUUGGACCCAAACACCAAGUCGCUCAUGAUGAAGAAAGCCCACAUAAAACCAGAUUAUGACUGGGAUGAGACAAACGCAGGAAAAUUGGCUUCGGAGAUGAAACUCAUCGAUAAUAGGACACCACAAGAGGUUGGCGAACUUAUCUUGAAGUUAGGAUUUGCACAACAACGCAAACAAAGAACAUCCUACGUUGUGGAUGUCAUCUACGCAAAUACCGAAAACAUAGAAGACUCGGACAAAAAUAAUGAGCUCGCAUUUCUGCUGGGGGAGCAACUGGACCAUCUUUUUGAUCCGUUGACCGAGUAUUCUCCUGAGCCUACAGAAAAAGCAUAUAAACUUCCGGGGGACACGCCGCAGCCUCAUGACUCAGAUGAUGUACUUGUUAAAAGUAUCUGCAACGAGCUAGUCAAAGUGCAAACUAAUUUUACAGUCUCCUUAGUGCAAUUCUUACAGAAGUUCCUUAUUCCGCUUAGGGUUGAUGUGCUGGAAGGGAGAAUACCAGGAUACACAACCGCGAAACUCAAUCAGGUUUUUCCGCCAACCAUCGAUGAGGUGACCAGAAUCAACUGCAUAUACCUAGACAUCCUGAAAACGGCUCUUCCAUACGGAAGUUUUGAGUUACUCAAGGCCAGUGGAACGACAAUCCCUUAUUUUUACAAAGCGCACAUGAGACAUGAGGCCGCCACAAAAACCUUUGCUACUCAACUGGAUGCCUUUCUGAUUGAUAUGAAGAAAAUUGGAUAUGACAAGCUUACCUUCGAUCAAAAGACUAUCCAAUCAAUCAUGCACGCAUCUUUAAAUCUACCAAAGUUGCAACUGAUUUUGGAUAGACUCAUGACGACGAAAAAGUGGCCCCAGGAGUUACAGCCCGAGGUCGACGCGUACUACCAGUCAUGCUUGAACACAAUCAUAGCAUUUGGCAGUGACGUUCUCAAACCUUACAAUCACAGAAUAUUCACUCCUACAGGUAAAAUCCUUACGGAAUUGGCCAGUGGCUGGCCAGCAGAACUUCAGUAUGGCUGGUUGACCAGACGAGUGGUUGCGAUAUUUGAUGUCAAGAACGUGCUUAAACAAUCGGUGAAAAACAACGCAGUGGUAAUUAUAUUCAGUGAUCAUGUGGUGAUUCUGGAAAUUGUGGACGACUUGUACUACUAUGACCUUUUUGAGGCUGAUACCCAUGUUCACAAGCCGUCUAUUGCGGAUGUGUUAAUGCACUCAUUGGUUAACGAGGUUCCGUUCUCCAGCUUGCCAAAAAUGAAAGUCGAAAGGUGGUCUGGCAUAAGUGAUAUCGAUGCUCAGUUUUACAACUACGACGGGAAAGCAUACAUCCAGCUAUUUGAUGAUAAGGCUUUCGACGUUUAUGAAGUCAGCAAAUAUACUGGUUCCCACCUCAUUGAAGUUCUCAACAAAGCAAAGAUACUCAACAAGUCGCAGCCAUUUCAUCUCUUCCGCUCAGCAGAUGCCACGCAAACGCUAUACUAUACCGCUCAUGAACUUGAAACUUACAAUUCGGAAGAGACCAAGUCGCUGUUUGCUGUGUUCUUGAAUAUGCCAUUCGAUCAAAGCUACUUGAAGAAGUAUUCCCUAUUUGGAUUCGUCACGCUUAACUUUUCAUCCAAUAAAAUACUCAUCGAAGGUGCCAGCUGCUGUGAGAAAUAUGCAACGUACGAGGUUCCAUACGGCGAGCUUUCAGUCAAACUACUUGGGAAAAUCUUUGACAUGCUUGACUUCCAGCUGACGUAUGCCAAUCCAAUGAUCAACCUCAAGCUUUAUGAUAGAUCGAGCGAGAUGUUUUCCAAGGCUGCACUCGUGAUAAAUUGCAGUCAAGACAGCCAACGCAAAGAGCUUGUAAACAUAAAGAAAGCGCACAAACUGUUCAUGCAAACCAGAAAGCUUCCGGAAGGAACUCAAGCCCUCAAACCAAGAUCCAACACUUUGGACAUGCUUGAUAAUAAUAGGGUCAGCUCUACAAAAAUCACGAAACAGAAAGAUCGAUCAGUGCCCUUCUACAAGCGUCUCUUUGGCGGAAAAAGAGGGUCGAUGGCUCGCGAGACCAAAACUCCCGGCAAGACGUUGGGGGUUGAACGAGUUUCGGUGCUCAAAGACGAAGAUCGAAAGUCAGCUUCUCCAGCAAUGUCUAGUAUGGUGGCAGCUAACGAGUAUCAAUUCCCAACAAGACAGAACAGUGUACUUAGAAUUGGGCAACCCCAAGGGUCGAGGAUCUCAAGUAAUCGCCAUAGCUCCGACAAGUCUACCAUUCGUCAAGUUUCAGAUGCAGAGUCUAACAACCUGAUUGAUGGAUUUGGAUUGAAUAUUGAUAAAGUGAGACCCGAGGCAUUGAAGAGAAGAAGUAUCAAUGAGACAGCACGGGACGACAAACCGCAAACAGAGUUGCACUCGCAGGAGAAACAAUCGAACGAGAAUCACAAAGGCCCAUCUCCCCAAGAUGUUCUGAAAGAGAAUCUGGAGAGGUACUUUAGCGAAGCCAGGAAAAGAAGAGAGCAGCAUGAGAAGGAUUUGAAAGAGCAUGGUGUCAGUUUGGUGAUGGAAGCUGAAGAGGCUCCUCUUGGUACUAAAGGUCUUUUAUUUUCACCUAGUGUUGCAGCCAAGCUGAGCCAAAUUGGCGAUACUGAAAAAGGCGAUAAUUGGACGGUUCCCAAGAACGAAGGGAAUUCCGUUUUGGAAAGCGAUAAAAGCAAAGAUUCGAUCAUCAGCAGAGUCGCAAGCUUUGUGAAGCGGCCUGUGAGCAACAAAACUCGGCACAAGCAUCCUCUGGUGGCACUAAGAAAUGUGAAUACGGGGCAACAGGUACCACAGGUGCCAAUGAAGUCUGAUAACUUGAAAGAAGCAAAGCCACUUGGUAUCCUGGAAUCAGAAAGUGCACCAGCUGCUUUGGAAGCGAAGAAGCCAAGCGUGCGCAUUGUCACUCCACUACAAGCAGCACACGAAAAGUUCAAAGACCAACCGCCGAUUCCAGAAACAGCCAAGGAGGCAGACCUACUUCAGGAUAUUGAUUUAUCCAGUACGUUUGACAUGUCACUUCCUGAUCUGACAGAUGACAUGGACAUAUUCGAUUCUCCGCAUACUGACAAGUCUGAGACCGAGGACGAGAAAUUUUUCACCCCAAGAGAAGCUCCGGGAGCAGUCUUUGAGGAGCAGAAUACUACACUUACUGAACAGAGCACCACCGAGGUUGACAAGACGUCAUUAUGUUCGGCCCUCGAGGAAGUGCAGGAUAAUACUGUGGGCAAGGUGCUAGUCAACAUGUGGAACGAAAAACGCUAUAUGUCGAACUCGUCCCUUUACACAGGUAUCUUGAACGACGAGUCCUAUGCGUACCUAGCACCUUUUCUCGCAGGCAACACUACGAUGGAUGGAAGUGUGUCGGCAGGAAAGGAGCAGCCCAUAGAUUAUGAUGCCAUAAUAGCACGCGGUCUCAAGGAAAGUUCCCUGAGGUAUCUGGCAGGGCUUUUGGGAGAAUAG
Molecule: messenger RNA, 3909 nt
Organism: Ogataea angusta
Lineage: Eukaryota; Fungi; Ascomycota; Pichiomycetes; Pichiales; Pichiaceae
Exons: 1
Coding region: 1-3909 (1302 amino acids)
Source: RefSeq, a predicted model, not a curated record